CACAGCUGAUUUACUUAGUGCAGUAGAAUUGAAUUAGAGGAAAAGAUAUAUAUACUAAUAAAUACAGUAAUUAAAUUUAGAGAUAUCAAACUAUUGUUAUAAAUAAAAAUAAUAAAAUAUCAAAAUAAAAAUGGCAACAUUAGAAGAUAAAUUAAUGGGAGAAAAGCUGGAGUACUAUUGCAGCAGUAGUGAAGGUGAAGACAAUGGUGAUGAUGGUGAAAGAAAAGAAACGCGUUCUAGUGGUAGUAAACAAGAGACCGCAGCCUAUAUCGAUUCUGAUGUCUGUCCACCUCCGCCAGGAGAAGGUUAUCGUUCGCAAGUUUGCACUAAUACUGGACCUAAAGGUGUAGUACAAGAUUGGCAACGCUUUAAACAACUACAAGCAGAGAAAAGAGAGGAAUCGGAACGUCAGCGCAUAGAAUUGGCUAAAAAAUUAUCCAUGACAACGGCCACUGCCAAGGAAGAGGAGGAGCGUAAGCGUCAAGAAGAGAUUGAUGCUGAAUUGAGUGAACUCAUGAGUGAAGAUUUCUUGCAACAAUAUCAAAAGCAACGUAUGGCCGAAAUGCUAAGACAGUGCGGUCAUAUACAACAAUUUGGUAAAGUUAUAAAUUUAACUAUGCACGAUGAAUUUUUAGACUUUGUGGAAAAAGAAAAUAAACAUACUACCGUUAUAAUCCAUAUUUACGAUAAAAGCAUAAGCGCUUGCUCGACUUUGAAUAAUUGCCUUGAGACAUUAGCAACGGAAUAUCCGUCCAUAAAAUUUGGAAAAAUAUGUAGUUCUGUUGCUGGCAUGAGUCGAGAUUUUCGUGCAAAGGGCUUACCCGCUCUUCUUGUGUAUAAGGCUCAAGCAUUAAUUGGUAACUUUGUACGCGUUACAGAUGACUUAUCUGACGAUUUCUUUCCAUCAGAUGUGGAAAGCUUUCUAAUAGAAAAUGGAAUAAUUGUUGACAAGGCAUUGUAUAACUAAAAAACAUUUUUUUUAAAUAACUAAUUAGAGUCUAUAUAAUUAGAGAAGAUUGAAAUCAAUAUAAAUAUUGGCUUCGCAAAAUGUAAUACUUUUUUUUACUAAGUAAUACAUUUUGUGCGAUCUAGAUCUAAAUCAAAAUAAAUUAAGCCUACAAUGUGUUCCUUUCAAAUUUGUACUAAAAAUUUAAAAACAGGAGUAAUAAAGUUUGAAAUACAAAUCAUUUGCUUAGGUAUACUUCAGUGUUUACAUUAACGACCACUAAGCGAGCAUAAGAUUAUUUGCUCGAAUUAGGUACUUAAGGAUAUUUAAGUAUUCUACUUUAAGCAUUUCUAAUGAGAAUUUAUGUAAAAGAUACUGAUAAUCAUUGUAAAUAUGCGCAUGAAAAAUAAAGCAAUAAAUUACUAUAUUGUAAAUUGUUGGGUA
Messenger RNA from Bactrocera latifrons, 1390 nucleotides. Its product is annotated as phosducin-like protein. The transcript has a single exon. Bases 131 to 967 code for a protein of 278 amino acids. Gene Ontology annotation, biological process: regulation of G protein-coupled receptor signaling pathway. The record is from RefSeq and is a predicted model, not a curated record. Lineage: Eukaryota; Metazoa; Arthropoda; Insecta; Diptera; Tephritidae.